Peromyscus californicus insignis is the source of this 4756-nucleotide messenger RNA. RefSeq names its product replication factor C subunit 1 (gene Rfc1). The record is from RefSeq and is a predicted model, not a curated record. Gene Ontology annotation, biological process: DNA repair; DNA replication. The coding region runs from base 132 to 3569 and encodes 1145 amino acids. NCBI's taxonomy places the organism in Eukaryota, Metazoa, Chordata, Mammalia, Rodentia, Cricetidae. Gene Ontology annotation, cellular component: nucleus; DNA replication factor C complex. Gene Ontology annotation, molecular function: DNA clamp loader activity; ATP hydrolysis activity; DNA clamp unloader activity. The transcript is spliced from 25 exons.
CGCGCGCCGCCGCUUGCGCUUCUGCCACUUCGCGGGAGAAGUUGUUGGCGCCAAUGGAUCCCGAGCCCCGAUAACGGAUUCCCCCUAGCCGAGGGCCUGCACACCUGCUCCUCUUCGGUCUUCGGGCUGCGAUGGACAUUCGGAAAUUCUUUGGGGUUAUAUCAAGUGGAAAAAAGCCUGUGAGUGAGGCCGUAAAGAAGAAUGAGAAAAUAAAACCUUCGGAGGGAACUGUCAAAGGAAAGAAAGGAGCAAAGGAAGUCAAGGCUAAUAACUCCAGUAGAGAGGAUGUCUCCAAACCAAAGCCACACAAGAGGAAGAGGAUCAUCUAUGACUCAGAUUCAGAAUCAGAGGAGACAGUGCAGGUAAAAAAUGCUAAAAAGAAAUCAGAAAAAUUGCCACUGUCUUCUAAACCUGGUAAAAUUUCUCGGAAGGAUCCUGUUACUUACAUUUCUGAGACAGAUGAAGACGAUGACUUUGUGUGUAAAAAGGCAGCCUCCAAAUCCAAAGAGAACGGAGUGUCUGCAAACAGUUACCAUGGAGCAUCAACCGCGAAAAAGAAUGAAGAGAACACGAAGACCAAGAAUAAACCUUUAUCACCAAUAAAGCUUACACCAACGUCAGUGCUCGAUUAUUUUGGAACCGAAAGUGUCCAGAGAUCUGGAAAGAAGAUGGUGGCAAGCAGAAGAAAAGAGACUUCUCAAAACAUGAAUGAUUCCAGGUUAAAUGAUGAGGCUAUUGCCAAGCAGUUGCAGCUCGAUGAAGACGCAGAGCUGGAGAGGCAGUUGCAUGAAGAUGAAGAGUUUGCCCGAACGUUAGCCAUGUUGGAUGAAGAACCCAAGACCAAAAAGGCCCGAAAGGACCCUGAAGAGGGAGAAUCAUUUUCACCUGUCCAAGCUGAUUUAAGCAAAGCAGAAAACCAUAAAAGCCCUGAUAAAGAGCACUUUUUAAACGAAAGGAAGCCCAGCAGUCCUGCUAAGCCCAGCAGGGGUGGGUGCUCCAGAGGGUCUGCGCAGCCCUGCAGAUCGUCAGCUCACCAGAGCGAAGCCUGUUCCUCUCCCAAGGCUAGCUCCAAGCUGGCACUUAUGAAAGCAAAAGAAAAAAGUUCCUACAAAGACACAGAACUGACAGCCUCAAAAAGAAAAGAAAAUGCCAUUGAACUCAAAGGAGAGAAACAAACUCCUAAGAAAACCAAAAGUUCUCCAGCUAAAAAAGAGUCUGUAAGUCCAGAAGAUUCUGAAAAGAAACGCACUAAUUAUCAAGCUUAUCGAAGCUACUUAAAUCGAGAAGGUCCCAAAGCUCUGGGCUCCAAAGAAAUACCCAAGGGAGCUGAAAAUUGCUUGGAAGGCCUGACGUUUGUGAUCACAGGCGUGCUGGAGUCCAUUGAACGAGAAGAGGCCAAGUCUCUAAUUGAACGUUAUGGGGGGAAGGUAACAGGAAAUGUGAGCAAGAAAACCAACUACCUCGUCAUGGGCCGGGACAGCGGACAGUCCAAGAGUGACAAGGCAGCAGCUCUGGGAACAAAAAUCCUUGAUGAAGAUGGUCUGUUGGAUCUGAUUCGAACUAUGCCAGGCAAGAAAUCCAAGUAUGAAAUAGCUGCUGAAGCUGAGAUGAAGAAAGAAAAGUCCAAAUUGGAGCGAACACCCCAAAAAAAUGACCAGGGAAAAAGAAAAACAAGUCCAACUGAGAAGGAGUCAGAGUCUAAAAAGAGCAAACUGACUCCCCAAAAGGACAGCCCUGCAAAGGCCACCAAGAAGGAAGCGAAUGUGUUUCGGAGGGGCCUGGACUUCACGGAGCAGGUAGUCAAGGAGACGCCUGGCCACAGCAGGGCUCGGGGUCCGGCCGCGGACCGCCGUGGGGACCAAGUGGAGAGCCUGCUCUGGGUGGAUAAGUACAGGCCCACCUCCCUCAAGAACAUAAUCGGACAGCAGGGUGACCAGAGCUGUGCCAACAAGCUGCUGCGCUGGCUCCGAAACUGGCAUCAGAGUUCUCCGGAAGAGAAGAAGCACGCAGCAAAAUUUGGCAGACUUUCCAGCAAAGAUGAUGGUUCCAGUUUCAAGGCAGCACUGCUGUCCGGGCCGCCGGGUGUUGGCAAAACCACAACCGCUUCUCUUGUGUGCCAGGAAUUGGGCUACAGUUACGUGGAACUAAAUGCAAGUGAUACUCGGAGUAAGAACAGUUUGAAAGCUAUUGUUGCUGAAUCCCUGAACAACACCAGCAUCAAAGGCUUUUAUACAAGUGGAGCAACUCCUUCGGUAAGCUCGAAGCAUGCUCUCAUCAUGGAUGAGGUUGACGGCAUGGCCGGCAGUGAGGACAGGGGCGGAAUUCAGGAACUAAUAGGCCUGAUAAAGCAUACUAAAAUUCCCAUCAUUUGUAUGUGCAAUGAUAGAAAUCACCCCAAAAUUCGCUCUUUGGUUCAUUAUUGUUUUGAUCUUCGUUUCCAAAGACCUCGGGUUGAACAGAUUAAGAGUGCAAUGCUGUCUAUUGCAUUUAAAGAGGGUUUAAAGAUCCCCCCUCCAGCUAUGAAUGAAAUAAUUUUGGGAGCUAAUCAAGAUGUCAGACAGGUUUUACAUAAUAUGAGCAUGUGGUGUGCACAGAGCAAGGCACUGACUUACGAUCAAGCCAAGGCUGACUCUCAGAGGGCCAAGAAGGACAUCAAACUGGGUCCAUUUGACGUUGCCCGAAAAGUGUUUGCAGCUGGAGAGGAGACCGCACACAUGUCCCUGAUGGACAAAUCGGAUCUCUUUUUCCAUGACUAUUCCAUAGCCCCCCUCUUUGUCCAGGAGAACUACCUCCAUGUAAAGCCUGUGGCUGCAGGGGGUGACAUGAAGAAGCACCUGAUGCUUUUAAGCCGGGCCGCAGACAGCAUAUGUGACGGUGACUUAGUGGACAGUCAGAUCCGGAGUAAGCAAAACUGGAGUCUCCUGCCCACACAGGCCAUUUAUGCCAGUGUUCUUCCUGGAGAGUUGAUGAGGGGCUAUAUGACUCAGUUUCCCUCCUUCCCAAGCUGGCUGGGGAAGUACUCAUCCACGGGCAAACAUGAUCGGAUUGUUCAGGACCUAGCCUUGCACAUGAGUCUCAGAACUUACUCCAGCAAAAGGACGGUGAACAUGGAUUACCUGUCACACAUCAGAGAUGCACUUGUGCGACCCUUGGCCUCACAAGGGGCAGAAGGAGUUCAGCAUGUUGUCACACUUAUGGACACGUACUAUUUGAUGAGAGAAGACUUUGAGAAUAUCAUGGAAGUUAGCAGCUGGGGUGGCCAGCCCAGUCCCUUUUCCAGGCUGGAUCCCAAGGUGAAAGCAGCCUUCACAAGAGCUUAUAAUAAGGAGGUCCAUCUGACCCCAUACUCACUUCAGGUAGUAAAGACAUCGAGACUCAGCACAGGCCCAGCACUGGAUUCAGAAUACCACGAAGAGUUACAAGAAGAAGACAGUCAGUCUGAUGAGAAAGAGCAGGAUGCAAUAGAGGCUGAUGCCAUGAUCAAGAAAAAGACAAGGUCUUCAAAGCCUUCAAAACCAGAAAAAGACAAGGAGUCCAAAAAAGGAAAAGGAAGAAGUUGGAAGAAAUGAAACCUGUUCAGUACCAAUAGCUGCUUUUCACUUACCCUCUCGACUAGUCCAGCUGGUCUAGAGAACGGAAGCCUUACCCUUUGCCAGAGUAACCAUGUGUAGACAGUGGGGUGGGUGGCCUGGUGGUCCCACUAUAAAGGACGGUACAGCUAGACGGGCUGACUAGCCAGCUCUCACGCACCUCUUAUAGAGGUGCAGAGGACUGCUCCAGCCCUGCACUGUCCCUGCCAACCGAGUUAGAUUGCUGGGAUUCAGAGUGACUGCAGGCUCAAUACUCAGUCCCCACACGGGCUUUGGAGCCAGGUGUUAGUUAACCAUAGCCAGUCUGGGCAGUGGAACGGAGGCAUCUUUGUAGCUUAACAGUUUCUCCUAAUGGCCGUUAAGAGGACCAGUGCUGAUUUUUUUAAAAACAUGGUAGUUCUUAUUUUAUGGUGAAAUUCUGUAAAUAAACCUUAAUACACCACGUGGAGCUGAGCAUUCUCGGUCCAUUUUCAGGUAUCUUGCAGAGUAUGAAUCAGGAACCAAAUGUCCAUGUAAUGUAUGGAUCAUUCUUAAGACUGUCAUCUUGUACAGCCAGAUAUUAUGUUGGUAUGUUCCUCUCCUUAUUACUUUGGUUAGAUUAAAACGUUCGGCAUAACCUGAGAAUUGAAGGUCUGCAGGUGAAGAGCUCCAAUCCCAGCAUCCUUUGCACUGGCCACAUUGCUGCUGUAGUCUGAAAGAGGCCUCUGGGCUAGUCGGGUGUGCAGACACUGGACUGCCACACAUUCCCGUCAUCCUGCAGUCUCAGCCUUCAGGGGGAGACCAGUAGCGUCCAGGAUGGGUCACAUUCCCAGGUCCAUUAUGGACAGCCGGGAGGUGCUGUCCUGUGAUGAUGGAGUUCAUAUCCCUACUGGAGUUUUCCCAUGUAUCUGGAACUGUGCUUGUUGAAGGACCCUGGGCCAUGGAUGUAACCUGGCCUUUAGGUGUUUAACUGUUUUUAAAUCAGCAAGUGCGCAGAGGACCGACCAUGCUGCCUCUGUGAGGUAUAUGCCAAAAAGAAUCUAAGGACCGUGCUCUGCCUGGAGGAUGCAUGGCCUUGUUGGGAGAGGAGACAAAGUCCUGGAGACAUUGCAAGUGUAAUAACUAGUGUGAAAAGUGUGUUUCAUGGAAAUCGGUUCAUUAUGGAAAUAAACUGCCCUGAAGCCUGA